Molecule: messenger RNA, 735 nt
Organism: Meriones unguiculatus (Mongolian gerbil)
Lineage: Eukaryota; Metazoa; Chordata; Mammalia; Rodentia; Muridae
Product: keratin-associated protein 10-10
Exons: 5
Coding region: 60-479 (139 amino acids)
Source: RefSeq, a predicted model, not a curated record
UCCGACGAGGCUCUGUCCUGAGCUACCAGUGCUCCUGGACGGACUGGUUGCCCUGCCCCAUGGACACCCCCUCUGGCCCGUGGGAUCCAGCCCCAGCUUCCAUCAGCAGCCCUUCCUUGCGGCUGCCGAUCCCGGCCAUCGUCUUCAUCGCAGUGGGUGUCUAUUUGUUGCUGCUGGGCCUAGUGCUGCUGACAAGGCACUGCUUGCUGGCCCAGGGCUGCUGCACAGACUGCAGCUCCCCUUGCAGGAAACAAGGUGCCUCGGAGACCCAAGACUGUUGCUGGAGCUGUGCAGAAGCCUGCGACUUCCCUCUGCCCAGUCCAGCCCACUACCUGGAUGCCUGCUGCCCUCACCCCAGCGAAGCUGGUUGGGCUCCUAGCUGCCCUCGCUGCUGCCCGUUGUGUGACUGUGCCUGUGCCUGCCAGCUCCCCGACUGCCAGAGCCUCAACUGCCUGUGUUUCGAGAUCAAGCUCAGAUGAAAGAUGGGGUUGGGGGCCUUCUUUGGGGAGUGGCCAGCCCCCAGGGUCCCCCCUGUAAUGGCCGUCAGGACACCACUACUGGGCUACUGUAAUUACAGAUGGCAGGCCCAGCCUAACUACCUGAGACCCUUAAGUGAAGGGCCCGGUUCCCUGCAGGGCAGGGUUCUGAGAGCCCUUGGACAUCUGAAAAGGGGCUGGUGUUCUGGCCAGUGCCCCUGCACCUGGUCAGUCCCCUCCCCCUCCCUUGAUAAACUGU